Molecule: messenger RNA, 1496 nt
Organism: Bombyx mandarina (wild silkworm)
Lineage: Eukaryota; Metazoa; Arthropoda; Insecta; Lepidoptera; Bombycidae
Product: zinc finger Y-chromosomal protein-like
Source: RefSeq, a predicted model, not a curated record
UAGGUCUAUGGUGCUUGUUAGUGCCUUUGCGGGGUUAGGUUGUUAUUAUGAGUUAUGUUUUUCCUUUACAAUUCAAGUACGAUAGAAACUACACCAACUCAUGAACAAUCUGGAUAAUAAAUAAGGCUUUAAAAAAACAAUCAUGUUCCGUACUCAUUCGGAUCUUGUGCGAACGCCACCUGUGCAAAAGGCGAGCUGCGAUUCCGAAGUUUUCAAAUGCGAUCUGUGUAAAGCUUGCUGGCUAUCCGAAACAGAAGCUGACUUGCACAGAAAGAUCGCACAUUUCCCUGAAUUGAUUUCAAAAUCGAAAUGCGAGACGAAUCAUAUGUGCUUGAUAUGCAUGCGACCUCAAGAAAGUAAGGACAGUCUGUUGAAACACACGAAAACUGAUCAUCUAUUAUCCUCACCGACUGCAAGGAAAGUCGAGCGCGAAAUAUUUGUAUGCGACCAUUGUAACGGAGUAUUCUUCAACAAAUUCAUGUUGACUGCUCAUUUCUAUUUCAAACACAUUAAAGAUCAAACUAGAGGCAUACAAUGUGUAAUAUGCAACCGAUAUAUGCAUUACAAGAACACAUGGUUCCAUUUGAAUAAUGUGCACAUGGUGAACACGAAAACGGCAUGCCAAAUAUGUUUAAACCAAUUUCAGACGACAGCAAAAUUGAACGAGCACUUAAAGUCACAUAAGCCGUACCUGAACUGCACUAUAUGCGGAUACACGGCAAGCAGGGACUCAUAUUUCACAGAACACCUAGAGAAACAUAGGAAAUCAAAUGUUACAUCAGUUAAGAAUCACAAGCAGUACUUCACUAGAAUGAAGAAAUAUCAUAACUACAGUCUCUAUAGCGGUAUCAAGGGAUUAUUUUUAUACAAUGUUCAUAUAUGCUUGCUGUGUCGUGAGAUAUGUUCUAGCGAUGAUGAAAUGAAAUUGCAUAUAUGCACCGAGCAUAUGCAAACAAAUGUGGUGAAAAAGAAACCCGUUUGUGCGUGCGGAAAGGAUUUCUUCAAUAAUGUUCUAUUAAAACAUCAUGUGUUUAAGUUAAAAGGGAUGCAUCGGGCUUUAAAUGACAAUGAGGUCCCCGAGGCACAGAUUAGUGACAAUGAGAAUUCCGAGGUAGAUAUUAGUGAUAAAGAGAUUCCCGAGACACAGAUUAGUGAUAUUGAGAAUACUUAUAUACAGAUUAAAGAUGACAAAGAAAUAAAUACAAAUAUAGAAAUGGAAGGAAAUCUCACUAAAGAAUGUCAAGAAUAUCUUUCUAUUCAAAAUUCAGAAGUCAUAGAUGUGUACGCAGUACAAGAGGAAUAUGAAAUAGAAUAGUACAAGUUGUAAGUCCUGGAUUUGCUCCGGGACUGUUUCAUACAUAAUAUAUGGAUAUGUAUAUGGAAAAUAUUUCAAAAACAGCGCCACCUCUCGGUGAUAUAUUAUGUAAUAUAAAAAAUUGCAACCAUUAAAAAUAUUAAUUUUAUUAAGUUAAUUAUGUACUCGCUCCGUGCUAUUA